GAAGUGUGAUAGUGUGGUUUACAUUUGAGUCUUAAAGAUCAUUUAUAGGAGCUAAAUAGCACAAAAUAGAGAGAAUGGAUUCAAGACAUGAAGGGUAUCAUGUGAAGAGAGAGGUUAUUAAUGAACAGAGGCUGAAAGAGCGAUCUCAGAGAAUGAACCCUUCCCAGAUCAACCUUCCUAUCUCCCAUCGGCUGAAGACAUCAUUCAGCUGCUCUGUACCCAGAAUCAAACGAAGCAUAGUUGGUUUCUUGCCUGUUCUGUCCUGGUUGCCCCGUUACUCCAUCUGGGAUUAUGGGAUGCCAGAUCUCAUCUCUGGCAUCAGUGUUGGGAUUAUGCAUCUUCCACAAGGAAUGGCAUAUGCUUUGCUGGCCUCACUGCCUCCAGUAUUUGGACUCUACACAUCCCUCUAUCCUUCAUUAAUUUAUUUUAUUUUUGGGACUUCUAGACACAUCUCUGUAGGCACAUUUACUAUCCUCAGUAUUAUGAUUGGUAGUGUGACUGAGAGACUGGCCCCUGAUACAGAUUUUCUCAUUUACAAUGGGACUAAUGUGACUGGGGAGGUGGAUAUUGCAUCUAGAGAUUUGUACAGGGUACAAGUUGCAGCUGCUGCCACUGUACUGGGAGGUCUCAUUCAGGUUGUAUUAGGCUUGGUGCAGUUUGGAUUUGUUGGUACGUAUCUCUCAGAGCCUCUGGUUAGAGGUUAUACCACAGCUGCCUCUGCUCAUGCCGUAGUGGCCCAGUUGAAGUACAUACUUGGAGUCUCACCCAAGCGCUUCAAUGGACCUCUGUCUAUUGUCUACACUCUUGUAGACUUAUUCACACUCUUGCCAGAAACUCACCUCCCAACUCUUGUGGCCAGUGUUGUGUCCAUCGUGGUUCUUAUCACAGCCAAGGAGCUUAACAAUGCACUUAAGAAAAAAAUGAUUAUACCCAUACCAGUGGAGCUCUGCACUAUUGUAGUGGCGACAGUUAUAUCGUUCUAUACUCGGCUGAAUGAGAGCUAUAAGAUAUCAGUCGUUGGCGACAUCCCAAGUGGACUUCAGCCUCCCAGCGUGCCAAAUGUCUACAUCUUCUCUGAGGUGGUGUUAGAUGCUUUUGCUAUGGCCAUUGUGGGUUAUGCAAUUUCUAUCUCUUUGGGCAAAACCUUCGCUCUAAAACAUGGUUACAAAGUGGAAAGCAACCAGGAGCUGGUGGCUUUAGGUCUCAGUAAUACAGUUGGAGGUUUUUUCCAGUGUUUUUCAGUUUGUUCUUCUAUGUCUCGCAGUCUCAUACAGGAGAGCACAGGAGGAAAGACACAGAUUGCAGGAGUAGUGUCUGGAGUUAUAGUACUGGUGACAGUACUAAAGUUAGGCUCACUUUUUCAAGAGCUGCCCAAGGCAGUUCUUUCCGCUAUUGUAUUUGUGAAUCUGAAGGGAAUGUUCAAGCAGUACUAUGACAUAGUCACAUUGUGGCGUAGUAACAAGAUUGAUCUGUUGAUAUGGUUGGUGACGUUUGUGUCCACUGUGCUUUUUAAUUUGGAUAUGGGUCUGGGAGCCUCUAUGGGUUUCGCUCUGCUCACUGUUAUUUUCAGGACUCAACGGCCCAGUUACUCACUGCUGGGACAUCUGCCCGGCACUGAGCUCUAUCUAGAUAUGGAGACACACAAAGAGGUGAGGGAGGUACCUGGUAUCACCAUAUUUCGCUCUUCUGCCACCAUGUACUUUGCUAAUGCUGAACUUUAUCUUGAGGCCCUUAAAAAAAAGAGUGGCCUGGAUAUCGGGAAGAUGCUCACUUACAAGCGCAGACAGGAGGCCAAGCAGAAACGCAGAGAGAGGAGAGCAGAGCGAAGAGCCCGAAGAGAAGCUAAAAGACAGAAAAAAGCUUUCAGAGAAGCCUCUCAGCGAUCCAAACAUGCUGUAUUCUCAGUGGAAGAGGAGGCAGGGCAGUUGAGUGAUAUGAAUGGAGACUUACACAGAGAGGCAGAGAUAGGUUGGAAAGAGCGGGAAAACAAUACAGUGUUCGUAAUACCUGAGACAGCACGGACAUCUGAUGGCCAGCACACCUGGAUGUACCUUAAAGGCACUGACCCUGACACAGCCACCCUGGGAUCAGUGUCCGAUCUGCAUGACGCCGAUGUUACCACCAUUGACUCCAGCAGUGAGGACACUUUAAGCCGAGACCUGGAGAGAGUCUCUCUGGGAUCUCUGGGCAAGUGGACAUGGGACAUUCAUUCCAUCAUCUUAGAUUUGUCCACCGCCAACUUUAUUGAUACCGUGGCCAUUAAGACAUUGAGGAAUAUAUUUCAUGAUUUUGGGGAGAUCGAUGUGCAUAUCUAUAUGGCAGGCUGUCAAGAAUUAGUGAUGAAACAGCUGGAGCGUGGCGGCUUCUUCUCUGAUGUCAUCACUGAGGCCUGUGUCUUUGCUACUGUACAUGAUGCAGUUCUGUAUUGUGUAAAGCAUCAUGGAGCUGCAACCAUCAACGGCCAUGAGAACGCUCUGGAUAUGAGUGGCACUCGGCUAUAAGAGAAGAUUUGUACUGCAUGCUCAUUUGCAGUGUAUUUAAGAUUCACACGACAAAAACUUUUCAUAGGAUAUCAAACAGCAUUUGACUCAACUGUUGACUGUAGCAAUGCAUCAGUGUUGGGGAAAAAAAUUAUAUAUAUAUAUAUAUAUAUAUAUAUAUAUAUAUAUAUAUAUAUAUAUAUAUAUAUAUAUAUAUACAUAUCUUAAGUCUAUCUUAAUCUUUAAAAUGAAAAAGCUAAAAUAACACUUUUACAUAUGUAAUGGAAAAAGAAAUAUAAUACUUCUUUUACCCAACACUGCAAAGCAUGUCUUACCUCUUGUUUUCCAGUAUGUCAUUGUCAUUUAAAUGUACUUAAAAUGUUUGUAUUUUAUUUUCUAUCCACUUGUUAACUCUGUCAUGACGCAAUGCAGCUUCCGGGUCCACUGUACAGGGAGCCUCAACAAAUGGUACUAAUAAAUGUUUACAAAGUGCUGUAA
This is a messenger RNA of Danio rerio (zebrafish), 2978 nucleotides long. It is a transcript of the gene slc26a6l1, whose product is annotated as solute carrier family 26 member 6, like 1. Gene Ontology annotation, biological process: sulfate transmembrane transport; sodium ion transmembrane transport; oxalate transport. Gene Ontology annotation, cellular component: membrane. Lineage: Eukaryota; Metazoa; Chordata; Actinopteri; Cypriniformes; Danionidae. The record is from RefSeq and is marked provisional. Gene Ontology annotation, molecular function: secondary active sulfate transmembrane transporter activity.